Messenger RNA from Agrilus planipennis (emerald ash borer), 2032 nucleotides. It is a transcript of the gene S, whose product is annotated as protein Star. The record is from RefSeq and is a predicted model, not a curated record. Lineage: Eukaryota; Metazoa; Arthropoda; Insecta; Coleoptera; Buprestidae. The coding region runs from base 249 to 1262 and encodes 337 amino acids. The transcript has 5 exons.
UAUGCCUAGUAUCUAAAACAAUUUUUGUUACUACCUGUACAUACAAUAUACAAUGCAUUAUUCAAUAAAUGUCAGCUAAUGCACCUGGCCAAGUGUAAGCAAGUGGAAAAUAUUUGUGUUGUGCCAGUAAAAUGGAGUUGAUAAAGCCUGUAUGUCUUGAUUUUUAAUCAAGGCAAUGUGUAUAUAGUUUGCUUUAAGUGUUUACAUUAUUUCAAUAAUAUUAUACGUUAAACGUGAAGGUUAUCCGUAUGGUAUCUUCCACUGUUAAAUCUGAUACUAAAGUGUCAUCAAUGGCCCAACAGGGGUCUAACUCUGUACCCUCAGUAUCUUCCACACCAGGCCCACCACCGACUUCUACGCAAAAUAUGUCUGCAAGCCCUGCUAAAGUUGGCCACAUUAUUUCAUCUCCAGGUUCACUCAAAAAACUUUUACCCAUAGCUGCCUUUUUUAUGGCAUUUGCUACUGUCAUGACAAUACUUCUUAUAUAUAUGGACAACACAGCAAUGCGCCAUCAUCAGUUUCGUGUUAACAUGAGUCAAGAUUAUGAGCUUUUGGAGGUUGCACAAGACAAUCCACAGUUAGUGACUUACAUAAGAGAAGUUCAACUUGUUCCUGCUGUUGAACCACACCACAGGCCUUUAGAGUCAACUGGACCACAACCACCCUCUGAUACAGCGUUUGUUUUAAAGCUUUUAAAUAAUAAGAAAGAAGGAUUUUUUGUGGAAGCAGGAGCUUAUGGGGAUGACAAAAGUUCAAAAACAGAAUAUUUAGAAAAGGAAUUGGGUUGGAGGGGACUUCUUGUUCAGCCUGACCCCAGGCACUAUUUUAAGUUAAGGAGACAUAACAGGGGUCGUUCCCAAGCUAUUCAUGCUUGCUUAAGUUCAACGCCGUAUCCAAAAGAAGUAACAUUCCACCAGGAAGAGCGAGACGGUGUGAAAAUUAACAGCAUCCACGCAAAUAGCCUGAUAGACGACCCAGACUGGUUCAAUACAAGAGUCAAAUGUUUUCCCCUUUACUCCUUACUGCUUGCGGUAAACGUUACCAACAUUGAUUAUCUAAGUUUGGAAUCUGGCGGAACUGAGCUACAAGUUUUGCAAACGAUUCCAUUUAGUCGAGUUAAAAUCGAAGUUAUUGGGGUCCACCUACUCAUUAGCGACAUCGAAAAAGACACUAUCAAAAACUUCUUGGCCACCAAAAAUUACGUUUUUGUCCAGAAUUUUAACAACACAUAUAUUUACAUCGUGAACCAUCUCAAAAUUUAGGAAAAAAAACGAAGCAAGAAACAAAUUAUUUGAAUUAUUUUAGUCCUCUUGUAGCUUUGGAAAACAGUUUUUCAUUUAUUGAAUAGUUAAUUUAAAAAAUCGAAUUUUUAUUCGAUUAGAAGGAAUCUAAUUCAUUUCUUGUUAUUUGUUAUUGGCUUUUCUAGAACAGUUAGUGAGAAUUUUAAAGUAGAAGACUGAUACAAAAAGAACAUUCAAAAUAUUGAUUUUAAAGUCGGUGAGUUGCCAAUGAUAGCACAAAAUAGGAUAGAUGACAUUAUGUAAUAAGUUUUUUCCAUUUACUUGCUUACGCUUAGCUUUAUUACCUUAUAAGACUGGAUUUACGUCUAUAUUGUCUCUCUUACAUUACUUGUAUUUUUUACUAAAUGAUUUUCGAAUUAGUAUUAAGACUUUUUAUACUUUUUUUUAAUUAAUUAGAAAAUAGUCAUACACAACUUUUAGUGUUUUGAUGUGACUUCGAAUUCUUUAUAUAUCAAAUUACAGACAAAAACUUAAAACAAUUAUUUAGGCGCACAUUUGCUUUAUUAGUAAGACAUUCCGUUAAAGUAGUAUUAUUAAAUUUGUUAAACUACUUCUUUUUUUGGGAUUAUAGUGUGAAUUAUAAUUCUUAUAAUUAACCAUGUAAAAGAAGUGCUCUUAAGAAUAGAUAAAGUAAUUAUGUGAUUAUAAAAAUAAGAAAAUUCGUAGAUUCCUAAAGGCAAACGUUAAAAUAUUAGAAUUAUGUACUUAAAAAUAAAAGCAUUUAAAGCCUC